AUGGGCGACAAGUACGACCGUCAGCUGCGUCUCUGGGGCGCUGAAGGACAGCGUCGACUGGCCGGCACACACGUCUUGGUCCUCGGCUCGUGUGCAACUGCUUCGGAAGCGCUCAAGAACCUCGUGCUGCCCGGUGUCCAGCGCUUUACGAUAAUGGACGACCAAUUCGUGACACCAGCUGAUCGUACAAAUAACUUCUUUGUGGCUUCUGCGUCUAUUGGGGCGUCCAGGUGCGAGACAGUCGCCCAGAUGCUGCUGGAACUGAACACAGACGUGGCCGGAGGCGCUCGCCACGCGGACGUGAAGCACGUGCUCGAGACGGAGCCGCAGUUUCUGGACCCCUUUGAUCUCGUGAUGGCUACACAAUUAUUGGACGACCACGUGACGCUCUUGCUGGCCCGACUGUGUCGGGACAAGAGACGUCCGUUGAUUCUCGUGACGUCGUGGGGCUUCGUGGGCUCGUUGCGGCUGCAAGUGAUGGACCACGUGAUUGUCGAUGCAAAACUGGACCCGCCGCGGCACGAGCUGCGGCUGUCGCGGCCUUUUUCGACGUUGCAAACGUUUGCCGACAGCUUUGACCUGCCGUCGCUCUCGAGCAUUGAACACGCGCACGUGCCGUUCGUAGUGCUGCUGCUGCACGUGCGGAACGAGUGGACACGAAGAAGCUGUGGGGACGGCCAACUGCCGACGACCGUUGCCGAGAAACGUGCGUUCAAGACUUUGCUCGAGCAAAUGGCGCGGGGCGCUCCUGGUCACGAAGUGAACUUUGUCGAAGCGGCGGAGCACGCGUACAUGGCGUACGUGAAGCCGCAGGUGCCUGACGAAGUAGCGUCGGUGCUGGCAGCUGCUGCAUCACGCGCAGUGUCGGCACAAGCGCUGGAGAAGAGGAAGGACUUGGACGUCACGGACGAGUUUUGGCUCCUGGCGAGUGCACUUGCCGAUUUCGUCGAGCAGAACGACGGACUGUUGCCGGUGACUGGAGUUGUGCCCGACAUGACGGCGUCAACGGAGUCGUACGUGGCGCUACAGGAGCUGUACGUGACCAAGGCCAAAGAGGACGCGACCAAGGUGUAUGACAUGGUGUGCAAGCGGCUGCGUGAUUUGGAACUUGCUGAUGACAUGAUCGCAUAUGAAACUGUUGCGGCGUUUUGCAAGAACGCUGCGAGUAUCGGCAUGCUGGAAACUCGCAGCGUCGCGCAAGAGUAUGCGCACGUCGACUUGUCGGACGUGGAUCUGGACGACGAGGACAAGGAGCACUCGCCGUUGAUCUGGUACUUUAUGCUGCGGGCAGUGGCUCUUUUCGCGUCCGAAUUCCAUCGGUACCCUGGAUCGGAGGACGCUGCUGUGGCGCAAGACCGGGUGUGGCUGGUAGCGAAGGCGAGGGCUCUGGCUGCUGGCAGUGCCGUGGCGAACUGGAUUACUCUUGACCACGCGCUGGAGAUGACCCGAUCGUGCCAAGUUGAGCUGCACAACAUUGCCGCGUUGAUGGGCGGCGUUGCUGCGCAGGAGGCCGUGAAGCUGAUCACGCACCAGUUUGAGCCGCUGAACCACACGUACGUAUACAACGGCAUCUCGGGCGUAGCGGCUACUUACCGACUCUGA
This is a messenger RNA of Hyaloperonospora brassicae, 1602 nucleotides long. The record is from the annotation of a GenBank genome assembly. NCBI's taxonomy places the organism in Eukaryota, Oomycota, Peronosporomycetes, Peronosporales, Peronosporaceae.